AUGCCCACGCACGACGCGGCCGACUCUCACGGAUCCCACUCGCCCAUCUCCCAUCUUCAUCAGCAACGCCCGCACCGGCUCUACCAGGGCCACCGGCGCAAGUCAUGGAUCGUCAAUGACACGGACACGAUGCUAGAGCUGCGAGCUCGUGCGCGCACGUUCGACGGAGCGUACACUCGCGCUGCCCUUAGCAAUCUCGGAUACGCUCUCCUUGUCCUCAAGAUCUUCUCGCACGAGUUCGCCAGGAUCGGCCUGAUCUACGCCAUCAUGUCGAUGCUGCUGCUCGUCAUUGCGCAGUACAGGCGUAGACGGAGCGAUCACGACUUUGCGGACAUCCACCGUCCCGAGAUGAAUACACCAACCGUCGUCAAGGCGAGUGAGCGCAUCUGGGGACGCGAGUUCCGCACGAGCGGGGAUGUCGUCGUGCUUCUUGGCGUCGUCUGCACGGCGCUGUACAUGGCGCUGUUUGCGCUCAUCAUGCAGCUGGACGCAUAG
Messenger RNA from Rhodotorula toruloides NP11, 495 nucleotides. RefSeq lists its product as uncharacterized. The coding region runs from base 1 to 495 and encodes 164 amino acids. Lineage: Eukaryota; Fungi; Basidiomycota; Microbotryomycetes; Sporidiobolales; Sporidiobolaceae. The record is from RefSeq and is a predicted model, not a curated record. The transcript has 4 exons.